UGACGUUUGCAAAUGACAUUGACAUUUGUGUUUGGAAGCGGCGGUGCUUGUCUGUGCGUGCCGUGCUUCUAAAAAUUGGAUUUUUGGUGAAUUAGAUCGUUAUAAAUCUUUAAAAAUGGCUUCGUUAGCAGCCGCUCAAGUGCAAGAGGUGCGUUCUAUAACGCGCAUAGAACGAAUCGGCGCUCAUUCACAUAUAAGAGGCCUCGGUCUAGAUGAUUCUCUUGAGCCUAGGGCGGUGUCUCAGGGCAUGGUUGGCCAGAAGAUGGCCAGGAAGGCCGCUGGGGUCAUUCUGCAGAUGAUCCGAGAAGGGAAGAUAGCUGGCCGAGCGGUGCUAUUAGCCGGCCAACCCGGCACGGGCAAGACUGCCAUUGCUAUGGGCCUAGCGCAGGCACUGGGCCCCGAUACUCCGUUCACUAGCAUGGCUGGUUCCGAAAUAUUUUCUCUUGAGAUGAGCAAGACCGAGGCUCUCACACAGGCAAUCAGGAAAUCUAUUGGCAUAAGAAUCAAGGAAGAAUCAGAGAUAAUAGAGGGCGAAGUCGUCGAAGUCGUUAUAGAGAGAGCGGCCGGCGGCGGCGGCGCUAGAGUCGGAAGACUGACGCUGAAGACCACAGACAUGGAAACCAACUACGAUAUGGGGACGAAGAUGAUCGACUCGCUGUUGAAGGAAAAGGUUCAAGCCGGUGACGUCAUAACCAUAGACAAAGCCACGGGGAAGAUCAACAAACUAGGAAGGAGUUUUGCGCGCGCCAGAGACUAUGAUGCCACUGGCCAGCAAGCACGCUUCGUGCAAUGUCCCGAAGGUGAAUUGCAGAAGCGUAAGGAAGUUGUUCAUACGGUCACCCUUCACGAGGUGGAUGUUAUCAACUCUCGCACACAUGGAUUCCUGGCUUUGUUCUCUGGCGACACUGGCGAAAUAAAGUCGGAGGUUCGCGAACAAAUCAAUAGUAAAGUUGCGGAGUGGCGCGAGGAGGGAAAGGCCGAAAUGAUUCCUGGAGUGCUCUUCAUUGACGAGGCUCACAUGUUAGACAUCGAGUGUUUUUCGUUCCUCAACCGGGCGCUCGAAUCCGAGACCGCUCCAGUCGUCAUCAUGGCCACCAACCGCGGUAUUACGCGUAUCCGGGGCACCAACUACCAGAGUCCACACGGCAUCCCACUGGAUCUACUGGACAGGAUGAUCAUCGUCCCCACCACGCCAUACUCGCACCAGGAACUCCGAGAAAUACUCAACAUCAGGUGCGAAGAAGAAGACUGUCAAAUGUCAGCCGAUGCCCUGACGGUUCUGACUCGUGUGGCCACUGAGACCUCACUCCGUUACGCUAUACAACUCAUCACCACUGCCUCUCUCGUUGCUAAACGCAGGAAAGCCUCCGAGGUGAGCAUGGAAGAUGUGAAGAAGGUAUACUCCCUGUUCCUGGAUGAACACCGAUCGGAGCAGUUCCUGAAGGAAUACCAGGACGAGUUUAUGUUCAACGAUGGUGGUGGAGACGCACCACAGCUAAUGGAGAUUGCACAGUAAUCUCAAACACUCCAGUCAUUUCCAAUAAGUACGCUUUACUGUUUCGAAGAAGUACAUUUAAGUUUAUCAUAAGUGAUAGUUAAGUUUUUAUUAAUAAACAAAUUCCUACCAUAAAAUGUUUUAUUUUUC
Molecule: messenger RNA, 1645 nt
Organism: Ostrinia furnacalis (Asian corn borer)
Lineage: Eukaryota; Metazoa; Arthropoda; Insecta; Lepidoptera; Crambidae
Gene: rept
Product: RuvB-like helicase 2 rept
Exons: 12
Coding region: 116-1516 (466 amino acids)
Molecular function (GO): ATP binding; ATP hydrolysis activity; ATP-dependent activity, acting on DNA
Source: RefSeq, a predicted model, not a curated record